Danio rerio (zebrafish) is the source of this 2883-nucleotide messenger RNA. It is a transcript of the gene sh3bp4, whose product is annotated as SH3-domain binding protein 4. Gene Ontology annotation, cellular component: nucleus; clathrin-coated pit; clathrin-coated vesicle. Lineage: Eukaryota; Metazoa; Chordata; Actinopteri; Cypriniformes; Danionidae. The record is from RefSeq and is marked provisional.
AUGGCUGCUCAUCGCAUUAGAUCAGCGAACAACAACACUGUGCUCCCUCGCUGCAGAUCUGAAGGCGCACUAAUCGAUCUCAAUGAAGGAGUUUCAGAGGCCACCCUCACAGAUGUCAAAGUCCCUUCACCUAGUUCUUUACGACUGGAUGCUACUGCCUCAUUUGGAGCUGCCAGGGAAGUGAUUGCCAUUAAGGAUUACUGCCCGUCCAGCUUUACCACACUUAAGUUCUCAAAAGGAGACUGUCUUUAUGUCAUAGACACAUCAGGUGGAGAGUGGUGGUAUGCACACAACAGCAAGGAGAUGGGGUACAUCCCAGCUGCUUAUGUCCAGCCGAUCAAUUAUCGGGACUCCUCGUUCAGUGACAGCGGCAUGAUUGACAGCAUAUGUGACAUUUCUGAAGGAGUGAAAGAAAUGGACAUCUCAGGGGACUGGACGAUGUCCUCCAAAACCACAGAAUCUAGACAUGAAAAUCCUUUUGUUAAUAAACGCAUGUCAAAUAACCCAUUCCUAAACAGCACACUGCAAGACACCACUGACCAAAACAGCAACCAAAAUUCAGCAAAUACCUUUUGCUUUGAUCAUUUCUCACCUCCCAUCUCAAACACCAGUAGCACUGUUAAUAUAAAUGGCUUUGAAAAUGGCCUGCUUGACACAAACAGUUUUAGCCUGAGCUCAGGUGUGAAUCUUCGCCGAGACAAUCCAUUUUUUAAGAACAAGCGCUGCUACAGCAUGUCAGAGCUGUCAGUCCUGCAGUCCCUGUCUGAAGGAAAUCAAGGUUCCUUGAGUUAUUUUGGCAGCAUGAAGUCGCCUAAACCUGAGCAUUUUCAAAGUAGAGAGGACUUCAAAACAGCAUGGCUAAAUCAUCGUAAAUUUACGAGAUCCUGCCAUGACCUGGACUCAAUUGGACAAAACCCAGGAUGGGGGCAAACCCAACCAAUAGAGACCAACAUAGUCUGCAAACUGGACAGCUCUGGUGGAGCUGUGCAGCUACCAAAUACCAGUAUCAGCAUACAUAUCCCUGAGGGUCAUGUUGCACCAGGAGAGACUCAACAGAUAUCUCUGAAGGCCCUUCUGGACCCACCGUUAGAGCUCAACAAUGAUAGAUGCACUACUGUGAGUCCAGUGGUAGAAAUAAAACUCAGUAACAUGGAAACCAAGACCCCAGUCACUUUAGAGAUGAAGGUGUCAGUUGUGGUAAAGAUCGAGAGCCGCAGAACUGCAGAGGUAGUAUGCAUAAGAAGCGACUGCAAAGAAGGUCCGUACGUCCCAAUACCACAUGCAUACAUGUAUGGGGACACUGUGCAAGUGACCCUGGACAAUUUAGAGCCUUGCAUGUAUGUCUCUGUGGUGGCCCAGGCACAAACAGUGGCUCCUUACAACACAGUCUGGGAACAUGUUGUAAAAAAGGUCACUCUUGGGGUGUAUGGCCCAAAACACAUCCACCCAUCUUUCAAGACAGUGGUGGCCAUUUUUGGUCAUGACUGUGCCCCGAAGACAUUGCUUGUAAGUGACGUCAAAAAACAUUCACAGUCAACUACACCUGUCGUCCUCCAGCUCUGGGGAAAGCACCAGUUUGUAAUGGCAAAACCUCAAGAUCUUCAGGUUGGCAUGUAUUCGAACAUGUCCAAUUUUGAAAUAAGAGCCAAUGAACAGGCCAAAACCGUGAGGGGGUUUCAAAUCAAACUUGGCAAAGUGGCCCGCCUUGUCUACAUGAUCGCAGCCCGCGAUUCUACAGACAUUUCAGACUUUACACUGCGAAUACAAGUCAAGGAUGAUAAAGACUGUAUUCUGGCCCAAUUUUGCGUUCAGACCCCAACCCCACUACCAAAAACAAGCACAAGGAGUUCUGUUCAAAGGCGCUUUCUAAAGAAAAAGGAAGUGAACAAAAUAGUCCUCUCUCCUCUUGCAGCAACCACAAAGUAUCCCCUAUUUCAGGACAGAUUAGUCAAAAACUUGAAAUUUGCUAAAUUGCUGAAAACAGUUGUAAGACAGUCCAAAAGCCUAUAUUUACUAGAGUAUCUCAAAGGUGACGUAAUGACUAUUGUAAGCGAGGAAAAAAUCAAACUGAAAGGACAUCUAUGGACAAAGGAAUGGUAUAUCGGAUACUACCAUGGAAGAAUUGGGUUGGUGCAUGCAAAAAACAUUCUUAUCAUGGGAAAAGUGAAACCUGUUAAUUAUAAAGGGUCAGAUCUUACGACUACAGUGCUUUUAGAGCAGAUCCUGAAGCCCUGCAUGUGUCUGACGUACAUCUAUGCAUCGGUUCGGACGAUACUGAUGGAAAAUGUAGCAAGUUGGAGAGCAUUUGCUGAUGCUUUGGGCUUCGUCAAUCUGCCAUUGACACAUUUCUGCCGGACAGAGCCAGACAGUGAGCCAGAAAAGGUAGCUUGUGUUCUUGAGAAGCUUAAGGAAGACUGCAAUGCAGCUGAGGGCAAGGAGAGGAAGUCUUUCCAGAAGGAGCUCAUGAAGGCUCUUCUGAAGAUGGACUGUCAGGGUCUGGUGGCUAGGCUGGUCAUGGACUUUGUGCUGUUGACCACUGCCGUGGAGGUGGCAGGUCGCUGGAGGGAGCUGGCAGAAAAGCUGGCUAAAGUUUCCCGGCAGCAGAUGGAAGCAUAUGAAGCUCCACACAGAGACAGCAGAGGACAGCUGGACAGUGAGGCCAUGUGGAAACCCGCAUAUGACUUCCUGGUGACAUGGGCAGCACAGAUCGGGGACAGCUACAGGGACGUGAUUCAGGAGCUUCACACUGGACUGGACAAAAUGAAGAACCCCAUCACCAAACGCUGGAGACACAUCACUGGCUCCCUCAUUCUUGUCUACUGUCUGGAUCUCCUGCGGAGCUCCGCCUUCAGCCCCUCCCCUCAGGAUGACUGUGCCAUAUAA